AUGAGUGCUGUAGCAGACGACGAUAGCAUCAAGGUUUACUGUACAGUAACCGGUUUUACUGAAGACGCGAUAUGCGAGCUCUUGCGCAGCGACGUCCUGAGCACCGUCGAGGAAGUCAAAGAGCAGUUCACUGUCAAGUUUGUGCCAGGCCAAAGACCUCUGCGGAUUGUCAAACAUCAACGCGACAACUAUAAAGUACCGGAUUAUAGUGACCAGUCGUAUUUUUUGAUCGUGGACUCGGUCAACGCGGCGACAGAUGGCGUGCUACUCUGCGAUUUAGAAGCCGAACAUGGGUUCCCGGAUGCCGUUCGAAACAUGCCAGACAUGGCUAGUAUGACGGCGGCGUCUUUAGGAAUUGCCAACUCCGACUGGACUGAAGUACGGGAAGGAACAUGGCAAGAGCAGCAGCCGCCAGUACGCCGCCUCGCCGUGUAUGAUAACCGAACGAACGGAGACCGAGACAGCUUCCACCAACUCGCGAAUGCCGUUGACGUCGGAUUGCACUACGUAAACGACGAGGGGGACCCGCCAUCGCUAGGCAGUAUAGACGACCUUUUCAGAUAUGUGGCGAUAUCACUUGAACAGUCCUAUGACAAGGACGAGCUGAUCGGGCAGCAUCAGCGCUACGCCGAGGAGAAGGGGCUUGACUCGAAUCGCCUUGCGGUAGUUGACGACAAGUACGCCGACGAGGGCGCUCUGCUCAUUCAGGUAGAACCACAGAAGGAAUUGCGGUGCAAGCCUCCGGUGGCCGGUGAGCUGCUUUACUGGAACGCCAUUGGCUUCAUGGACUGGGAAGAAAUCGAGGAGUUCGCGUCCAAGCACUCUGAUUUUGAGCAAAGGUCAGUCGAACAACGAAUGGGUGCUCUGCAGCCGCCAAGCACGGCUGACCCCGAGAUCCCAGAGACUGAUGAGGCCGGCCGCGGCGACGAUGAGCUUGACAAGGUCCAGAGCCGGCAUACUCGGGACACGGAGGGUCAGCAAAACACGGAAGAGCGCCGGCUCAGGUAUUAUCGCACAAGAUUGGGGAUGGUCAUCGCUUCGAUGGAUCCGCAAGAAAUUCCUACCAACUUUACUCGGUCGCGCCAGGGGUCGGAAGGAGUCGAUGAGUUUGGAGAAAAGGGUCCAGUGCAGGAUACGAUUGUUGAAGAGCUUCCAUGGGAUUAUUACCUGACGAAAAAUGCUGCCGAGGAGGACGGCUAA
Beauveria bassiana ARSEF 2860 is the source of this 1200-nucleotide messenger RNA. RefSeq lists its product as uncharacterized. The transcript has a single exon. Bases 1 to 1200 code for a protein of 399 amino acids. Lineage: Eukaryota; Fungi; Ascomycota; Sordariomycetes; Hypocreales; Cordycipitaceae. The record is from RefSeq and is a predicted model, not a curated record.